AUCGCACCCAUCCUCAACACGAAAUGCUUGGCGAACUGAAUCUAACUCACGCUAUCCUCCCCGACUCCGUGCGUUUCGGUGAGGAGGCAUUUGCAUGCUCGGGCAUACAAGCGGGAUAAAUAACUCCACGACGAAGUAGGAAGGUCGUUGAAAGUGGAGAGUGCGCUCGCGUCGAGCAUGGUAAAGGAAGCACCACAAAGAGCCAACAUUUGCAAGUUCGGGAUUUACUUGUAAAGGCGCUUUCACUCGAGGUCGUGGAAUUAUCUGUGUGUAAACAUGCCUAUAAGAAGAGGUCACGUUGCGCCACAAAACACAUUCCUUGGAUUAAUUAUUCGGAAAUUCGAGGGUCAGAACCGGAAAUUUGUGAUAGCAAAUGCCAGGGUGGAGAACUGUGCAAUUAUAUACUGCAAUGAUGGCUUCUGUGAGAUGACAGGCUUCUCAAGACCAGACAUUAUGCAGAAGCCAUGCACCUGUGACUUCCUCCAUGGGGAUCUGACUGACAAAGAGGCCAUCGACCAGGUGUCGCAGGCAGUUCUUGGGUCUGAGGAGCGCAAGGUGGAGAUCACCUACCACCGUAAGGAUGGGACUGAUUUUCAGUGUAACAUUCACAUAAUCCCAGUGAAGAAUGAAGAAGGCACGGUGAUGAUGUUCAUCUUGAAUUUUGAUUACGUCGUGGAUGAGGGAAGUGAUCACUCCACCGAAAAUAUAAGCCCCACAUCCCCUACCAAAUCAGACCAAAGGAGAAGUAGAUUCUUCCGCUUCCGCCAGGCUGCUUUGAGCCUAAUGAAUACCAACAAGCAAUCUCUUCCGCAAGAGGACCCAGAUGCUGUGAUGGUGGACUCUCCCAAAGAGGAUGAGGACUCGGUGCCCCUGGAGAGCUUCCCAUCACCCACCAAGAGUAUUUGCAGUCCCGCUGAGGCCAAUGAUACACGUGCCCUCAUAGGCUCAAGUCACCACUCUUCCAAGGCCAGCAUCGGCCCUGAACCCCUUGACCAUUCAUCCCUUAAGCUCCCUUGGGAGAAGCUGUACCAGACAGAUAUACACCAGUCCUCUACCUCUCUGUCAAACACCUUCCCCAGAGGCAGCACCAGCAGCAUGAGGAGAGCCUCGUCCAUCCAUGAAAUUGAGGGCUAUAGCUCUAAUUCCAAAAGCAUAUUCAGGGAUCGUCAUACAAGUGAAGACAAUGGUAGCCAUGUCAGAGGCCCUUUUAACCAUGUGAAGUCAAGUCUGCUUGGCUCUACCUCUGAUUCAAACAUCAACAAGUAUAGUACCAUCAACAAGAUCCCUCUGAUUGCACUCAACUUCUCAGACAGGACCGAUAACAAGACUCAUUCUCCCCCAACAUCUGAGAAAACCAUCAUAGCACCAAAGGUCAAAGACAGAACUCACAAUGUCACAGAAAAGGUUACACAGGUCCUGUCACUUGGAGCUGAUGUGCUGCCAGAGUACAAACUCCAGACACCCCGCAUUGACAAGUUCACCAUCCUCCACUACAGCCCUUUUAAAGCUGUCUGGGACUGGCUGAUUCUGCUACUAGUUAUCUACACCGCUAUCCUCACUCCUUACUCUGCUGCUUUUCUUUUGAAUGACCAAGAGGAGCAGAGGAGGCGAGAAUGUGGAUACUCCUGCAGCCCUCUUAAUGUAGUGGAUUUAAUGGUGGAUAUUAUGUUCAUUAUUGACAUCCUCAUAAACUUCAGAACCACCUAUGUGAACCAGAAUGAGGAAGUGGUCAGCCAUCCAGGCAAAAUAGCAAUCCAUUACUUCAAAGGCUGGUUCCUCAUUGACAUGGUGGCAGCAAUCCCGUUUGACCUUCUUAUCUUUGGCUCAGGAUCUGAUGAGACAACUACUCUGAUUGGCCUGUUGAAGACAGCAAGGCUGCUGCGAUUGGUGCGCGUAGCCAGGAAGCUGGAUCGUUACUCAGAGUACGGAGCUGCAGUCCUGAUGUUGCUCAUGUGCAUCUUUGCCCUAAUUGCCCACUGGUUAGCCUGUAUAUGGUACGCCAUUGGCAAUGUGGAGAAGCCCUACUUGGAGCACAGGAUUGGCUGGCUAGACAAUCUGGGUGUGUCCAUUGGAAAGCGAUACAACUACAGUGAUCCUAACUCUGGUCCCUCGAUCAAGGACAAAUAUGUCACAGCACUUUACUUCACCUUCAGCAGUCUGACAAGUGUGGGCUUUGGAAAUGUUUCUCCAAACACCAACUCAGAGAAGAUCUUUUCCAUAUGUGUAAUGUUAAUUGGCUCCCUCAUGUAUGCCAGUAUUUUUGGAAACGUCUCUGCCAUCAUCCAGAGGUUGUACUCAGGGACAGCCCGCUAUCAUGCUCAAAUGUUACGGGUCAAGGAGUUCAUCCGCUUUCACCAGAUUCCCAAUCCACUGAGGCAAAGGCUAGAGGAGUACUUCCAGCACUCGUGGACCUACACUAAUGGAAUUGAUAUGAACACGGUGUUGAAAGGUUUUCCUGAGUGUCUGCAGGCAGAUAUUUGCCUUCACCUCAACAGAAAUCUUCUGCACAACUGCAAUGCUUUCCAAGGAGCUACUAAAGGCUGCUUGAGAGCUUUGGCUAUGCGCUUCAAAACCACUCAUGCACCUCCUGGAGAUACCCUGGUCCACGGUGGGGAUGUUCUUACUGCUCUCUACUUCCUGUCCCGUGGCUCCAUUGAGAUCCUUAAAGAUGACAUUGUGGUAGCUAUCUUGGGAAAAAAUGACAUCUUUGGAGAAAUGAUCCAUCUUUUUGCCAAGCCAGGGAAGUCCAAUGCUGACGUGCGAGCUCUGAGUUACUGUGACUUGAGCACCAUUCAGAGAGAAGAUCUGCUUGAGGUGCUUGAUAUGUACCCAGAGUUUGCUGACUUUUUCUUCAACAACCUGGAGCUUACUUUCAACCUUAGAGAUGAGUCUGUCAAGCCUCCUGAUACCCAAGGAUGCGAUUCAGAUGGUGAGGGCAAAAAAAGCAUGAAAAGGAGAAUCUCUUUCACACCAGAUCUAACCAAAGGGGAAGACAAGGAAGCAGUUAAAGACAGUCAAAAAGAGAAAGGGUCUAACUCGUGCCUAAAGAGAAGUUCAGUAGUCCUAGGUUCCUCCUCACUCUGUGUUCCAGUCCUGGAUUCUGAUCUUAUUGUCAGAGACAGCUUGAACAGAAGAACAUCUCUUGAAGAUCUGCGUUGUGAUAAAUGGGCCUGUAAUAAGCCUACGGACUACCCGGAUGAGUCAGCACAGUUCCAGGACCUGAGAGAGGACGAUAAUUCUGCCAGCGAAAUCACAUAUGGAGAGGUGGAACAACGCUUAGGUCAGCUGCAAGAGCACUUAAACAGGCUGGAGUCGCAGUUGACAUCAGAUAUUCAGACCAUCCUGCGGAUGCUGCAGAGACAGCCAACUCCAGGACCCCCUGCCUACAGCACUGUGACUGCCAGUCCAGACUAUCACAGGCCUGCUGUGAAGGUUCAGCCAGUUGCUCUGACUGCAAGCCAUUUUUUACGCCACACAGGAACUCAAGAACCCAGGCGGAAAUUGGAAAGCAGCAUUCAGGAAUCCAAAGACUCUGUGUCUAGCUUGGCAAUUGUGAAUGCUCCCAUGGAAGACAGCCUUACAAGAUUUUUUGAACAGAGACACACGGAGCCGCAGCAACAUCGACAACAGAUUACAACACAUCAGCAGGCAUCACUGAUCCCGCUUCAACCUGAAAUCUCUUCUGCUUCUACGUCACUUUCUGAGCCCAACCACAACACCACUGGACACCACAGACCUGUCUCAGACCCAGAGUUUCCAAGGCUGUAAACCUCUCAACAGCAAUGUAAUCAAAUAUCAGGGUUAUAAUGCUGUAAUUACAAAGUAGCACUUUCUUGUUUUUAUCAGCAUGCUGGUGCAGCCAUCUGUAUAGUUAAUUUACAGUGGCUUUUUAAUAGAAUUGAGAUUUUCAUUAAUUGUGCUUUGUGCAAAUAAGAAACAGAUUAAAUUUAUUAAUAUUAUCAGUCAUUUUCAGCCUAUGGAUUUACAUGCAGAUACCCAGCUAAAUCACUCUAAACCUAUUCAACUCAGUGAAGAUCAUUGCUGAAUGAGGACAGCUCUCCCUUAGCCAGCAUGUGUACAGUUUGUAAGCAAAGGAUGCUGGUUUGAGGGCUGGUUUUGGUUCUAACAGAAUUAACACCACAACAACAGAGCAGCUUUAUGCUUCACCAUCGGCCACUUGUACUUCAGCUUUUUAUGUUCCCACUCAGUCGAUCACACUGGAAUAGAUUAGAGUCAGCCAGAAGAACCUGCCCACAUAACCUGUCAUGAAAUGUGAUCCUCCCACCAGUGCAUCCAUAUGUCUCCAUUGACAACUUCAGUCACCAACCCAGGAAAGAAGACGUUACCUUGACAAUCAGACAUGUCUCAACCUUCCCUUCCUAAACAGAAAGAGCUGACUGACCUACCUCACUUAGAACAGGUCUUAUUGAACAACACUUCAGACAUCAGUGCAUCACAGCAAAUUUUUUCUUUUCUUAUAUUUGUGUGUGUGUGUGUGUCACUUGACUCUCCAACUACCAGGCCCUGAACACCACAACACAAUAGUCUACACAACAGAUGUAAUGUGGCUGGACAAGCCAGGAGAUCCCAAAAAUGACUCCCUAGUUAAGGGAUAUGGUAGAAAGGGGGUAUUUGGCAAGUGUCCACCAUGUUACCCAAAAUACAAGAUCUUACAGUCAAAGUAGACUGAAAAAAUCAAUCCUUUCAGGUCUAGUAGAUGGGGAAAGUAAGUGUAGUGGCAGCACCACACGAGUAGUCACAUAACCUCAUUUAAGUACAGAGUCAGACCCAAAGGAAAUACAAAAGUCUGCUGAUGAACAAGGGAACGGGUGUUGACCAUCAAACCACCACUAUAUAAACAUUUUUAUUCAUACUGCUUAGU
This is a messenger RNA of Melanotaenia boesemani (Boeseman's rainbowfish), 4882 nucleotides long. Its product is annotated as potassium voltage-gated channel subfamily H member 7-like. Bases 277 to 3768 code for a protein of 1163 amino acids. The transcript has 16 exons. Gene Ontology annotation, molecular function: inward rectifier potassium channel activity. Gene Ontology annotation, biological process: potassium ion transmembrane transport; regulation of ventricular cardiac muscle cell membrane repolarization; membrane repolarization during action potential. Lineage: Eukaryota; Metazoa; Chordata; Actinopteri; Atheriniformes; Melanotaeniidae. Gene Ontology annotation, cellular component: membrane. The record is from RefSeq and is a predicted model, not a curated record.